This is a messenger RNA of Penicillium alfredii, 273 nucleotides long. RefSeq lists its product as uncharacterized. Lineage: Eukaryota; Fungi; Ascomycota; Eurotiomycetes; Eurotiales; Aspergillaceae. The transcript has 2 exons. The record is from RefSeq and is a predicted model, not a curated record. Bases 1 to 273 code for a protein of 90 amino acids.
AUGCCUCGUGAUCCACAACGCAAGAAUCGACUGCCUAAGCCAGCCAAUGCUGCUACGGACGAAGGCGCGGUGUUCGAAAUAGCCUACCUUAUACGUCGGCUAGGAUUUAAAUCCGAUGAGAUCAUAAAUCUUAGCGGCCAAUCCCCUAACCGACUUAUUGCCAUACAAAUAUUACUCUACGCUCGCAAGUCGGAUCGGUUUAACUAUAAUAGGUUAAUCCUAGACUCAUUAGUCGAUAUAAUAUCCUUCGGUAAAGCCAAAGACGCGUUAUAG